This is a messenger RNA of Hermetia illucens (black soldier fly), 1321 nucleotides long. RefSeq names its product serine protease snake-like. The transcript is spliced from 6 exons. NCBI's taxonomy places the organism in Eukaryota, Metazoa, Arthropoda, Insecta, Diptera, Stratiomyidae. Gene Ontology annotation, biological process: proteolysis. Gene Ontology annotation, molecular function: serine-type endopeptidase activity. The coding region runs from base 80 to 1159 and encodes 359 amino acids. The record is from RefSeq and is a predicted model, not a curated record.
AGUAACAUCAGAGUUACUGUUUUAGUUCUUCCUUAGUAAGUGAAGUGUGCACAUAUGGAUCUCUGAUAAUUCUUCCAAAAUGAAGAACCUUUGCUUAUUAUCUUUGAGUGCUGUUUUAUAUACAAUUUUAUUCACGACCCAAUUGUUGACGAUUAGUGGACAAUUCACUUAUGAUCAAGAAGCAGAUUUACACUUAGGAUCGGAAUGUAAAAAUGAGGUGAAUCUCACGGGUGUUUGCACUAAAGCAUCUAAUUGUCCCAGAGUUAAAUUGAAUGUAUCCGCUUCCAAAAUUUGUUCUUUCAAUGGCACAGAAGCGAUAGUGUGCUGCAUUCGAACUAGCCAUUUGGUGUGUUAUAACUACCUAUUCUGGAAAGGAAAAAUACACGAAAUCCCAAAGCAACAAUUCUUCAUAGCUGGAAUACUAGCAAAGCCACGUCAGUACCCGCAUAUGGCUGCAAUUGGAUGGAAAGAAGAUGGUGAAGAUAUUAGCUGGAGAUGUGGUGGAAGUUUGAUAUCGCGCAAUUUUUUGUUAACAGCAGCUCAUUGCUCGACUUCUAGGAAAAUUCCACCAAAUAUCGUUAGAGCAGGAGUUGUGAACUUGGUAAAACCAGAGGAGAGAGAUCCUGUCGAUUUCGACAUUGAGCGUAUUAUUGUACAUCCGGGAUACAAAGCUCCAUCGACAUACCACGAUAUAGCCCUCUUUGAAAUCAAACCAGUUACCACUUUUGAUGAUUUAAAACCAAUUUGUCUAUGGCCGUCGAAACAAAUAAUUGGUUCAGAUUUAUUAGGAAUGGGCUUUGGUACAAGGAGCUUUGGAGGACCGCAGGCAAAUGAACUUUACGUUGGACCUUUAAACUAUGUGCCACAAGAUCAAUGUCAAAUUGCCUUCGCUUCUAGGCAGAGUGAAGACCUAUCAAAUGGGAUCAUUGAGGGUCAAAUGUGUGCACGGGAUCGGGAAAAUGAACGAGAUACAUGUCAGGGUGAUUCCGGAGGACCAUUACAACUUUCAACAGACAGCUCAUGGCGUUUUAAGACCUACUUAGUUGGUAUCACGUCGUAUGGUGAAGGAUGUUUGGGACCAUCACCUGGAAUCUAUACUAGAGUGUAUGCAUAUUUGGACUGGAUAGAACGCAUAGUUUGGCCAGCAUAUUUCGCUUAACAAGAUCAAGCCUUUUGAGAAUGACUGGUGGAAUUUAUGCCUUUCUUCCAAAAUAUAUCUAUUAACCAAUUAAAUAUCCUUUUGAUUUUAUGUAAAUAUUAAGUUUGUAUUUGUAUUUCACAUAUUAAAACCGUGGCUGGGUUUGGUCUUAAACUGGCAUUU